UUUUAAAUGUCCAAAAUUAGAGCAAAUAUCUGCUAAAUUAACAAGAUACUGUAUUCCAUUUUGUUGAAUUUCUACCAUCAUCUAUUCCAAAGAAUGUGCUGGUGCAUGAGAAAGCCUCAAAAAACCCCUCAGCAGUCAAUACUGUACAUCAGUGGUGACAGCACGUUAUGAUUUCAAGGUUGCAAAUGAAACGAGGAAGGAAGAACAAUUUUCCAUAUUCAUUUAUAAUUUCUUCCAGAUAAUCUUUAAAGAAUUGCAGUAGGAAGAUUUUACAGAUUCCAAAAUUUCAAUUUCAGAGAAAUGUUAUAGUAUAGGAAAGCUGUUAGUAACUGAGAAUGUACCAUGUUUUGGCGCUGCUUGGUUGUAAUGGACAGGCCACAGUGCUGAGUACAUGCAAGAACAAGGCAUUUGGAAACAAUUGUUGCAGUGUGAUGCAUUUCUGACUCAAGCAACUUGUCUGGAGCUUUUUGAAUUGAUUUUCUUUGCUUGGGAUAUGUCUCAUCAGUCACAUUUGAACUAAAAAAUAAAAAAAGGGAGAAAAACUGAAGUGGAUGGAGAGAUUUCUUACAACCCUAAUUCCUCCAAAAAGUCAGAUUUGGAUAAAGGAGAUGAUAUGAAGGCUCUUUCACUGGUAAUGGGCAUAGAUAAUGAAAUUUUAACUUGACAGUACAUAUUUAGACAAAAACGUAAAGUUAUGGCUUAUGAAAAAAUCCACUCACAAAGUUUUAUAAAUUCAGAUUGGACCAAUAGGAACCAUAAACUAAUUCCUUAAUUGUCUAUUCCCCUUUCCUAUUAACUGUGGAGAAGAGAAUAUCUCCAUUAGCUUGAAUUACAGUGAACAUAUAAAUUUUAUUAUUUUGUAUUUUGACUAGGCAAGGAGACAGAAGUCAGAGCUUUGCCAGUGUCUCGCUGCUUAAGGGUGCUCAGGCUUUUAACUUCUGCCUGCCUCAACUUUCCCAGCUGUGUAGUGAUUAGGCUAUGCCACACUUUGGAAAGCACAAAUAGGAAACUGCUGAGCUGUUUAGUAGCAUAUAAAUAGAAUUUAAAAAUUCCCUAUCUGUUUUUAAUUUCUCAUCACAAGAAUAUAUGCUUCCCAAAAGUUCUAAAAUCCAGGGGGCAGGGGAUAUUUUAAAUUAAAAAGUUCAGUAAACAAACCUAAACGUGGAAGAGAGAAUUUUUUCAGUACAUUUGCAUGCAGUGCACUAGAGGGCCCUCAGGAGUUAGAAAUGGAUGGAAUGCACUUUUGGAAGGCAUAUACUUCACAGAACUUUUCAUUACAGAAUUUAAAAUAGAAGUUGCUGUGGUUUUGUGUGUGUGGGUUGUUUUUUUUUUUUUUAAUAAUGUGAGGUUCAUGUAAGUUUAUAGCAGUUCAUAUGCAAACCACCUCUCAGUAAAGUUAGCUUCCAAAUUGUACUUAGCUUGCAAUGAAAUACCUAAAUGUGAACCAUACUUAAAACUGAAAUAUGUGCUAGACGCCAGCUCAGUUACUUUUAUUGACCUAAGGAGUUUACCAGAACAAAGGAUGUGUCAAGCUGAAUAGUUUGUAAAGGAGAUACAUCAGAUCUUUUAGACUACAAGUCAGUAAACUUUGCUUACGCAGCUGGCUCCAUUCAUUCUCUGAAACCAAUCACUUUCCCUGUGGUGGCUGAUAAGAAUUUAACAGCUUGAGAAGGUGGAGUGCAUCCUUAGUGCUAACCACUUUCCCAGGCAUAUCAGUAGCCUCUGUCCAUCACCCAUGCUGGAAGCUAGUUGGAAAACAAGAAAUAGAAAUUGGGGAAGGAAAAUCAUGCAUCAUCAUCCUGGCUGUAAUGCACCGAAGACUUUAUGCUGUUUUCAUCAUGUGGAUUCACCAGAGAAAUGACCACCUUUGAUCAGCAAAGUAAAAUCAAAAACUUGUUUAUUUGCUGCCUGUGCCCCUCGCGGGUGUUGAGGCUCUGGACUUGCAGGCGCCCAAGGACAAGGAGGAAUCUGCUUGUGGGCACCGCCUGUGUGAUCUACCUGGGAUUCCUUGUCAGUCAGGUUGGUCAUGUUUUACCCCAGCACAAAGGAGGACAUCAAAAGAUCAGUUCCAGAAGUCUCCAAGAUGCAGCCCAAACUCCUUUUCUGGGCAUCCCACUGGAUGGCACCCUGUCACCACCCAAUUUCCAGGAACCCCAGCUGGGUAGCAAUGGGACCUUGCUGCCACCCAAUGUAGUUUAUAUCACCCUGCGGUCCAAGCGCAGCAAGCCUGCCAAUAUCAGAGGCACAGUGAAGCCAAAGCGCAGGAAGAAAAAUGCAACGCCUUUGUCCUACGGGCAACAUUUUCCAAAAGCCACUUUUAUGGGCCUGGAAAAGGCCUUUGCCCAACAGCCAGGGAGGGCCAUGCAUGCCACGGGCACAAUGGGAGCAGCAGUAGCUCUGGAGGCAAGAAAGUACCAGCUGGAUGAACAUAGAAAUAAAGGAAUGGUGAUUGGGGAGAGGGGUCAUCGGAGACCUGGGAUGAUUUCUGGAGCUGUGAAGGCACAGCCCCAGCCUGAGGAAAGCAAUAUCAGGAUUUACAGUGAGAGCUCUCCCUCGUGGAUGAGCAAAAAUGACAUCCUAAACAUGCGAAUGCUGGCAGAUUCUCCGAUAGAGAGCAUCCAAGAAGUACCUUCACACAAAGCAGUCCUGGUCGUGUUUGCAGGAGGUCCCAGCACCGCAGGAACUGCUUGUGAUCAAGGACACUGUGGGAUCGUCAAAAGACCCCUCGACAUGAGCGAAGUGUUUGCCUUUCAUUUGGAUAGGAUCUUGGGGCUAAACAGGAGCUUACCUUCUGUAAGCAGGAGAUCAGAGUUCUUCCAAGGUGGUCAAGCCUGUCCUGUUAUUCUCUGGGAUUCCUCACUGAGUCCAACAGAUAAUAGUACCCAUUCUUCAGUGAGGUUAACAUGGGGACAAUAUCAGCAGCUGUUGAAGCAGAAAUGCUGGCAGAAUGGUAAAGUUCCCAAAGCUGAGUGGGGCUGUACUGAAAUCCACCAUCAUGAGUGGUCCAAGAUGGCACUUUUUGAUUUUCUUCUGCAGAUCUAUAAUCGACUAGACAGAAACUGCUGUGGAUUCAAACCUCUCAAGGAGGAUUCCUGCAUGCAGCAAGGACUGAAGCUGAAAUGUAAUGAUCAGGAUGCUGUUGACCUGACACACAUAGUUCAGAGAAGGCAUGACCAAAGGCACUUGGCCUUUGUAGACAAUAAGGGUUUCUUUGACAGAAAUGAGGACAAUCUUGACUUCAAAAUACUACAAGGAAUCAAUGAAUUCCCUGAAUCUGCAGUUUCAGUGCUGAGGAGCCAGCGUUUACGUGAGAAGUUGCUCCAGUCUUUGUUCCUUGACAAAAUAUACUGGGAGAGCCAAGGAGGCAGAAAAGGAAUUGAAAAGCUUAUUGAUGUAAUAGAAAGGAGGUCCAAAAUUCUUCUUACUUAUAUAAAUGCACAUGGAGCCAAAGUAUUGCCCAUGAAUGAAUGAAACAGUCUUGUUUCCAUCUGAGAGACAGUCUUUAAAAAAUUUUGUAUGGGACAAAAAUUGACAGUAAAAUUGAUUUAAUUCAUAGAAUUAUUUAAUUUUUUCCCCCAAACUUUCAAGGUUAUUUUUAAAUAAGAAAUCUUACAUAGUUUAAAAGCAAUACUUAAAUGUCAGCUUCAGCUCAACACAGUGAAGUCUCUUCUAUGUCACCAGUGGCAUGAAAAAUAACCAAAUGGUGCAAUAAAUAAUAUGCAGUAAUAUAUAGGUAUCAUGAACACUCCUUCUGUUAAACUGUUUGAAAAUUAGUAACAGGAUUUUCAGUACAUUAGUCUGGAUUACUCUUACUUCCCCCAUUCAAGUCAAUAUAAGUUUUUCUCACAAGAUUAAAUAGGACCAGAGAUAUAUAAGCUUGAUGACAACCGUCAUCACGUCUACUUCCUGAAACAUAUAUACAGGAAUUUGUCUUUUUAUUAGGAAUACUAAAAUCCCAACAUUUCCAAGGCUUGUUUUAUUUUAUUUUGAUCUUUUGAAAUCUGAGAACUAAAUUCAGCUCUUUUAAAGACAGGAGUGCUUGCACUGGACAUGAAAGAAUUUUAAAAACAGGGAAAAGAGAACAUGACUUUAACAAUAAUAAUUAUUUUGACAAAUACCUGUCCAGUAUGGAGUACAAUUCAUCAUGAGUCACUCAUUACAAUGUACUAUUUUCAGUUCAAGUUGUUCUGAUGUGUAGGUGGAUAAUCUGAUAUUUUCUGUCUAUUGAUUAACUGGGUAUUUCUCACAGAAUUGUCCUUUGCUACCACUAUUUUUAAAAGUGGCUUUAGCUUUUUGUGAAUAUGCUGCUGCUACAUGUUUUGUUUUUGCAAAAUUCUUGACAAUAUUUUUUGAGAAUUAUUAAAAAGCAGACCUACUAACAACAUGAGUGUUGAUAAACCCAGCACCCAGGAAAUGUUUAUUCUGUGUGCUCAGCUCUGGCCAGCAGUUCAGGCUCUGGUUUUCCAUUAAGAUUGACCACUAUGGAAUGACUUGCCCUAAGUGUUCCCAAAGGUAAGGCUGUUAGAGAAAGUCAGAGGAUUUCUAUCCUGCAGAAAUAAAAUAUCAACUGAUUCUACCUGUUUGUUUAGAAAGACUUUUAUCAUCUUUCUAGAGAAAUAUCUAUCAUCUACUUGCCCUGAGAUAAUGGUAGAAGUUGGAUACUUUUGUAGCUACUCUUGUCUUUAUGUAUAGUAAAAAAAUAUAUGGUGUAUAAGAUUUUAAAAUAUUGUUGAAAGUGCUUGUUUAAUGUCAUUAAUGAGAAACUAAAAUGUCUCAUCACUGUUAGUGUGGAUGAAUUUAAUGUUUUAAAUAACUACAAUUCCACUAAAACCAGCUAAAACCAGAUUUCUUUCUUAGUAUCAGAAAACCUAUUAACAAUAAUUGCAUUACUAGGAGAAAUAGAUCUCAUUAUAGACAGACUUAAAAAUACUUAGUAAAAUUUUAAGGGCUUAGCCAGCUAAUAAUAUUUUAUUUUGUAGGCAAAGAACAGAUAAAUCUGUUAAAACUUACUAGAACUUAACUAUUGCCUUGAAAGCACAUGUUUUAGAGUGCCUUGGACUUUUUAAUAGCACCAAAGUAGAAUUUUAUAGGAUUUUCAUCUUACCCCUUUCUUAAAAAUGUUGUAACUUAUCAGCCAGAUAAUUUUUUUCACAGAAACAAAAAUGUUAAUUUGUCUUACACUGUGAACAGAGUCUAGAGAAAGAAGUAAUCCUAAGGAUCCAUUUCACAUGGAAUUCCUGUUGCAGUGAAUUUCACUCUUUGAUGACCAUCAUGAUCAAUUUGUCUCAUUUUCUAGCGUUUCUCACAGUUUUCUUCCUGCUAGAUAUCUGUUCAAAUGGAUUAUCAGACACUGCUGGGAGUGGGAGAAAGGCGUGAAUCCCAGCUGCACUAAACAGUAGAGGGCCAAGUGGAGAUAUGCAUGUACCUGAUUAUGAAAAAAGUCCUAUGGGAACUCUGUCUUCUAUCUUUUAGACUGCACAUCCUGAUGCCAAGUCACUUCCUCACUUUGCCAAGUUGUUUUUUUUUUUCCAGAAUUGGGUCAUUUUCCAAGAAAAGAAGGAAAUUGAAAGUAAGGAUUUUUUUACCUUUUUCAGGUUGGGUCAUUUAUUUAUAUGGUCGUAACUCGAUGCAUUCUUCUCCGUUUCUUCUGGAUAUGGACUAGUGUUUCCCUGAGCAUGACACAUGCUCUUUUAUUUGCCUGGCAGUUCAGUGCCAGCUCUUAAAGCAGCAAUGUAAUUGCCUACUAGUAAGAAAUUGCCCUGAGGCUGAUCUGGACCACUGCCUCUCAGUUGUCAUGAGUUUAAGAGGUCUGAGCAGCCAUGAUGCUGUGCAGUACUUGAAAAUUUGACCAAGCAUGAAAAGCAUAACUGUAAAAAGCAGAACUUCUGGAGACUUUCCAAGGGCAAAGAAAUACUUCUUUCUCUGAAAGUCUGAAUUUGUGUCUAGGACAAGGCAUUCUGCAUGCUGCUCUCAUCUUACAAUGGUGCAUUAUUAUGGCACUAUGCAUAGCUGGAGGUUAACAUGCCAUAUUUCUUAUGUGUGCAAACACUCUCAUAAGUCUUCAGGUAAGUCAGGAGAGGCUUUGUGAAAUUGGACGGUGGGAUUGGACUGUAAAUUUCUUCUAAUUCUUUAAAGUUCAUAACAAACUCCAGAAAGUGCUUUUUCUCCAUAAUGUUUACCCUGUUGCUGCGGAGCUUGGUAUUUGAAUCCAGUAUUGUUAAUAAUGCAAAGUAUGAUUGCAAUAGCGCUUGUGAGUACAUACAAGCCAAGGUCUAGGGGGUUGUUUUAUGAUAAUGAAGAAUUCUGUAUUUUUUGAGUGCAUUUGCAUAAAAGCUACAGUAAAAAAUACAAAAAAAGCACUUUAUUGAGUUUGUUCAUUCUCUGCUACUGCAUUCAAGAUACCUGCUGUCCCUUCAGUAACAGGGGUAAAGUUUAUUGGGAAAUCGGUUCACUUCCUUUGAAAGCAGCGUGACAUUGGACUGACAGGAAGCGCACUGUGGCCUAAAUAAUAUUAACUGACAGGGCAAAUCCCGAAGAAGUCUUACUCAGCCUGUGGUGAUCAAUAGAAAACCAAGAGUCUGUGCUUUAGUCAUCUUUGCUGGGCUGUCUUCCAUUUCUGGGCAUAUGGGAUCACACAAAUGUUGGUGUUGCAUAUUACUUGGAAGGGUGUAACCAACAGCAACAGUGCAAAACCUGUGGGUAGGAAAAGGCGAUUAUGUCAUUCUUGAAUCUGCUUGAAAGCCAGAACCACAUGAAAUGGAAUUACUAAGAAAGUCAAAAGAGUCUGCUGAUUUCAUAACAUUGGGAGUCAGAGCUUAAAAUAAGUAGCACAGGCACAGAUGCCUUAAAAUUCCUCGGGAGCCUGCCAGCAAGUUAAUACUCUUAAAUGUUUCAGAAGCUGAGGACAUGAAAACUUCUGUGGAGCACUGUGAGAGCAGUUUCCUUCUUGUUUUUUGUGUGUGUACUCCAUAACAUGCUAUAUUAAAAUAAUAAUAAUAAAAAAGAUAAAUUCCAUGGUUUCAAAUGAGCAAAUACAGAUUAAGGAUACAUUAAGGGACAAGGUUCCUCUAGCAAUUCUGGGAACACUUUCAUGUGGAUGCCUGUGUAUGCAAACACAAACAUACAUGUAUAUAUUUAUAUACUUAGGCUUGUUCCUAUGAAAUGGUCAGUUUGGCUAAUAAAGAGUGAGCUGUUUAUGUAA
Molecule: messenger RNA, 7201 nt
Organism: Manacus vitellinus (golden-collared manakin)
Lineage: Eukaryota; Metazoa; Chordata; Aves; Passeriformes; Pipridae
Gene: GASK1B
Product: golgi associated kinase 1B
Exons: 5
Coding region: 1825-3471 (548 amino acids)
Cellular component (GO): Golgi apparatus
Source: RefSeq, a predicted model, not a curated record